Kuraishia capsulata CBS 1993 is the source of this 1101-nucleotide messenger RNA. RefSeq lists its product as uncharacterized. The record is from RefSeq and is a predicted model, not a curated record. Lineage: Eukaryota; Fungi; Ascomycota; Pichiomycetes; Pichiales; Pichiaceae. The coding region runs from base 1 to 1101 and encodes 366 amino acids. The transcript has a single exon.
AUGAAAAAUCCAAUGGCUUAUAACGACCUACAAAGAGAAGAGAACCAACUGGUUAUUGUGGUGACAAAAGCCCAGAAUCUGCCCAAUAGGAAGAAGCUGGACAAACAGAGCCCAUACUGCGUUGCCCGCAUUCAAGACCAGAUUCAAAAAACGAAGGUUGUCCACCGUGGGGGCCAAAACCCCGAAUGGGACGAUGAAUUGUGGUUCAGCUUGGAUGAUCUUUCAGGUUCGGUGGUGAUAUUUACUAUAUACCACCAGACCAAGAAAGACGAGGAACUGGUAUGCAAGGCUGAUAUAGAUUUCUCAAUCGUGAUGAAAAGAAGCUCCAAGGAGGGAUACGAUGCUUGGUUCCCACUGGAAUAUGAGGGAAGACCUGCUGGAAGGAUAUACUUGCAAAUGACAUAUUAUCCGUCCGCAACAAGCGUCCCUACAGUGGUGGAAAAUGCACCCAGGCUACUGGACUCUAGACCUAAGCUGACCAGACCACUUCCUCCUCCGCCUGUGAGUGCUGCAAAGAACUUUAAUUCGCAAGGUUCAAGCCCCAACCUCAGUCGUGAAGAAAUUCCCAGAGAGUCCCCAGAAAACCAAUCCAGAUGGCCGUCCAUGCGCUCACUCAACGAGUCUAUACAAACCAAGACCCUGCCAGAGUCACCCUCCUUUGGCAACAGAUCAAGCAGGAUUAGACCCAUAUCUCGGAGUACACCUUCGAUGACCCAGUCGGUUGAUUGUGACGGAUAUUUAGGACAACGGUUCCAGCUUAAUCGUGAUCACAGACAACCUCAAAUAGUCGCCGAUGACGAUUCAAGCUCUGAGUCUGAUUCGGAUGCCCCAGCAAGAAGGGUCCAAAAACCAGCAGUCCCAACCCACAGGGUUCCACUAUCACCUAUGAACGGCUCGUUGAGAGGAACACCAGCUCCAGACGCCAAGGGAUCAUGGAACAUAUUGGGUUCGUUCUUCCCUUCGGGAAGUACCAGUGACCAGAAUCAUGACGAGGCAUGGUCCAAGAGAAGUGCUGCUCUUGGUGCUAGGACGGACGAGCCAGCUUCAAAGGGUUUUCAUAUUCCAAACCCAAUGGACUUUUUGAGCGGCUGGAGAGAAUAA